Molecule: messenger RNA, 1022 nt
Organism: Cydia strobilella
Lineage: Eukaryota; Metazoa; Arthropoda; Insecta; Lepidoptera; Tortricidae
Gene: rtp
Product: MORN repeat-containing protein 4 homolog
Exons: 4
Coding region: 18-488 (156 amino acids)
Biological process (GO): response to axon injury
Cellular component (GO): cell projection
Source: RefSeq, a predicted model, not a curated record
CUGUUGCUAACCACAGAAUGGUCGACGUCGUAGAUCCCGGUGUGGUGAAGACAGGCGCUUACAAGUAUGAAGACGGGACACGGUACGUCGGAGAGUGGAACUUGAAGGGCCAGAAGCAUGGCAUGGGCCACUUAGUGCUACCAGAUGGUACGCGGUACGAUGGCGCGCUGAGCGGUGGGCUCUGCUCUGGGCUGGGACUAAUGGCCUUUCCUGAUGGUGCCAAGUACGAAGGCGAGUUCAUGCAAGGCUGGUUCCACGGACAUGGCGUGUUUUGGCGCGCCGACGGCAUGAAGUUUGAAGGGGAGUUCAGAGGUGGACGCGUUUGGGGUCUCGGGUUAGUGACUUUCAGCGAUGGCAGCAAUGGCUUCCCUCGCAAUGAGGGAUUCUUCCAAGAUUGUAGACUGGUGCGCCGCAAGCGCUGCCCCGAGGUCGUGCAACGCGCGCAGAAGGUCGCGUACAUGGCCCGAGCACAGUGCCAACAGAUGUAAUACUUUGUUACCUUGUGGUUGUCCUAACCCAGGAGGCCGAUUCUGCUUCGUCAAUACGAUAAUUUUGAUACGAUUUUGACUAUAUCUCACGCUGAUUGGUCCGAGCAAAAUAUACUGCGUGUAAUUAGAUAUCUCCCUCGCGCUUUGUGCGCGUAAGAUUCACUGUCAUUCGCGUCAAUACACUCAUAAAUCUAAAAUCAAGUAGUGCGCCUGGCUGGGACAAUGUAUCAACGAAAUUUCUUAAAUACGUUGCCGAGGAAAUAGUCCCUAUCAUAACUCACCUAGUGAACCUUUGCUUUAAUUUAGGAACCUUCCCGAAAUCGCUUAAAAUGUCUAUUAUUACUCCCGUGUACAAGAGUGGAAAGAGGGACGACAUCAGUAACUACAGACCUAUCUCAGUUUUGCCAGUGAUUUCGAAAAUUCUAGAAAAAAUACUAAACAACAGAUUACUAAAAUAUUUAACCAAAUUUAAUCUCUUAUCUAAGUCACAGUUUGGAUUCAGACACGGAAAAUCAACUGAGGAUGCAGUAAUAU